This is a messenger RNA of Dioszegia hungarica, 1422 nucleotides long. RefSeq lists its product as uncharacterized. Bases 1 to 1422 code for a protein of 473 amino acids. The record is from RefSeq and is a predicted model, not a curated record. Lineage: Eukaryota; Fungi; Basidiomycota; Tremellomycetes; Tremellales; Bulleribasidiaceae. The transcript is spliced from 4 exons.
AUGUUCGGGUCGAGGCAAUCGGCUGAUUAUAUCCAGCCCAUAUCGCAGACCAGCUCUUCCCAAAAGCCUACGCUCUUCCUCAACGGAGACGUCCUACGAAAUAUUGCGGAUCAUGCCGAGCUCCCCUCCGCGCUCAGCUUUGUCCGCGCUUGUCGCUCCUCUGAAGCUGCCGCCCGUCCUCGGAUCUGGCGAGACGUCGACCUGACCCUUCCCUUUCUUCCUUUGGGUCAAUACAACCUCAGCACCCCUCAGGCGGAACGGGAACCCUCCGCGGACGCGGAGGAGACCCGCCGGAAGUAUAGGGCGAUUUUGGACAAGGCGGCGGCAGGGUUGUUGGUCGUGAGAUGGGGUCAAGGAGGCGGUAGUCAGGGAAUUGCUACAGGCGGUGGCGGAGAAUGUCCAAUCGAUCGUGGUUUCAUACCAAGCCCCAUUGGAUCGCUGCCCCCGCCACUUCGACGUCCACUCCACUCAUUCGCCGCUACCAGAAUUGACAGUAGCCUGUCCUCCUUCUCCGACAUCAUACUCGCUGGGCCGGGGCUUCCCACAUUCGCCAAUCUCACCGUCCUCGUCCUUACCACUCUUGACCUCACCAUCAAACUCCCUCCCAUGUAUUCCGGCGCGGCUCCUCCGUCCCCGGAACGUCUCGCCAAGGAAACCAAUCUCCGCCGACUGCGGCUCAUCAUCGAAGAGGCGCGUGAGCGCCUAUCCUUUGGGCAGACGUUGGUCGAACCAUCCUACAACCCACUCGUGGACCCUCUCGAGACGGUCAUCUCCCUGCUGCGUCCAAGUCCGCAUCUCUCCCAUCUCAGCUUGGGGUAUAUUGAAGACAAUGCGCUACACUGGCGCAACCGGGCCGACGCUGAUACUAUCGACGUUGCGCCGAGCAUCGGGGGCCUAAACUUCCAGAUCAAUCACUACGGUUUCGCUUCUUGGCUACGGCUCCACCCUCGCAUCUCGCGGAUCUACUAUAUCGUCGGCAUCCCUUAUAAAGACAAUCUACAAGUCUUUGACACCCUCGACGCAGUCCUCCCGAUGACUACCCCUACAAUCAAGAUCAGAUCUUACUGUCACGGCGGAGAAGAUUGCUUCCAAAUCACCGUCCUCGUCAAAACGGUCCCUCCCCCAUCCCGCCCUUUCGGCCAAGCGGUCAAUUCCCCAUCCCGCCCGAACGCGACAACUCCCGUGGAUAUCCUCUAUACCGCCGGGUGCCCGACUGCCCGGGAUGUCUCACCGCUGGUCACGCACGAGCGCACCUUCUACGCGCUCCCGACGGAUCCUUUGGAAGCAGACUCGGCGGUCCCGCCCGAUGUGCUGGAGAAGAUGAGGGAGGUGGAAGGGGCGAGCAAGGAGGAAUGGGACAAGCGGGGAGUGGAAGUCGGAGAUGAGGCGUGGGAGGUGUUGAUGGCUAGCAGAAGGGCAUGA